ACCGGCUUCAAUUUGUUUGAUUUCGCACCCUUCCACUUGAUCGAGGGUCUUAAGGCGAAAUCAAAUUUCCAUCUCCAUCACGCUGAUUAUGGCGAUACAAGGGCUGAGCGCUGAACGUUGAACGUUGAACGGUGGUAUAUCUAGCACGAACGCUAUCGUUAUACACCACUGACAUUCCCCACUCGCUCACCCAUCCCUCGAACAUGACUUACGUCUCAAAUGAUCCCAGUUCGUGGCCACAUAUCAGUUCAACUAUUUUUUUCAGCUAUUGGACAAUUGCUGCUGGCGUGGUGGUGAUAUACGAUUGGGUCUUAACACUCGGACAAGAGAUUGAACUCAUCUGGAGACAACGAUGGUCUCUCAUGACUGUGCUAUAUUUGAUUAUACGCUAUAUUGGAAUACCAUUUUCUGUUGUCAAUGUUCUGAGCACUAUCGCGUACUAUGCACUGAAUGGGACAAUUUUGGCUUUGACUGCCAUGUUGGGCGUCAUCAUGAUUGCCCGGUUGUAUGCCAUGUACCAGGGAUCUAGAACGAUGCUUAUGUUCCUUGUUAUUAUCUUCCUGGCUGUAAACAUCACCUGCGGAGUGAUCGCGGUAAUAGGACUCGACGAUAUUGUAGGGGAGGAGCUGAUACUCUCUGGCAUCCAUAUGUGCGGUUUUGAACCUGAAUGGAACGAGCGGCUUCUGUUUUCAAUGGUUUGGAUCCUCAACACUGUUUGGGAGGUCCUCGCACUGUGUCUUUCAGUCUGGAUUGCUGUGAAACACUUCCGUGGCCAGCGACGACUCGGCCCAUCGACAGGAUCGACCAUCGGGGACUGUUUCAGAGUGCUUAUACAAUCUCAUGUUCUUUAUUUUGCAAGCUUUGUUGGUGUCUCUUGCUUCCAGCUUGGUAUUCUCUCUGCAGAACUCUCGAAUCCAGAUUCUAUUGGAACUGAGACACUCGAAGGUGCUCGUGAAAUUUUAUCGAUCGUGCAGAUGUUUUUACUGGGACCACGCCUCAUCCUCAGCGUUCGAGAAUACAAUGCCAAACUCGUGGCAUAUUCCGACGCAGAAACUAGCAUGAAUUCGAUUGUCUUCCAGGAGCGUGUACAUGUAUCAACUAGCAGUACUGUGUAG
Suillus plorans is the source of this 1115-nucleotide messenger RNA. RefSeq lists its product as uncharacterized. The record is from RefSeq and is a predicted model, not a curated record. The transcript is spliced from 12 exons. Lineage: Eukaryota; Fungi; Basidiomycota; Agaricomycetes; Boletales; Suillaceae. Bases 204 to 1115 code for a protein of 303 amino acids.